AUGAGCGGUUCCCCUGAAGUCGAUACCCCUAAAGUCAAUAACCAAUACGAAGAAUCAGCACCAAAUUAUCAAUUUUUGAAUGCCGAUAAGUGGAGAACUGGUAAUAAACCACUCCGUCUCAGAAAGAAUCCAUUGGAAGUUUCACCAUGUUUAAAGGGAGAAUGUACAAGCGCUAACCAACUCAUUGAAUUCAAGACUUGGGUUGCCAGAGAAUGGACUGUCUACACUGCUGAAGUUGAACUUUUGCGAAAGGAUGUCGAAGAUUGUUGGUAUAAACACGGUGUUGAUGUCAUCAGACAAUGCAAAGACAAGGUCCAAAAGUAUACACACGCUGUUGAUGAAAAGACCAUCAGAGAAGUCAGAGCUAAAUUGAUGAGAGGAGAAAGAGCUGUCGAAUAAGCAAACACACAAUUUAAAAACUUAAAAUUAUUUAUGUAAAAACAUCCAUAUAGUCACUGUGGGAUUGAUCCAAUAAAACUCGGAGUGAAAAAUCACUAAAUCUAA
Molecule: messenger RNA, 504 nt
Organism: Naegleria gruberi
Lineage: Eukaryota; Heterolobosea; Eutetramitea; Acrasida; Naegleriidae
Exons: 3
Coding region: 1-399 (132 amino acids)
Source: RefSeq, a predicted model, not a curated record